UGUUGAAAUUAAUAAUAUGUUACUAUUAAAAGACAUAUAAAAGUUGUAUUGGGUGAUAGCUUUUCAGUUAGUAAAAAUGACGAAGUGGAAGUUAUGCCGUCAAACUUUCGGCAGUGAAACUUAUUCCUUUUCGGAAGGAGAAGAAGUGUCUUUAGGCCGAGGAUUUAACAAUACCAUAACAUUGUCCAGUUUAGUUGUAUCUAGGACACAUUGUUUGAUAAAGUUUCAAAGAAACCAAAUACUGAUAACAGAUUUAAAUAGUUCCAAUGGAAUAUAUGUUGGUACAAAAAGAAUUCCAGCAAACAUACCAUAUGCAAUAAAGGAAUCUGAUGUAAUUGGAAUCGGAUGGGCUAUAGACGUACCACUUGGUAAAAUUCAGGAUAAUGAAAAAUUUGUUUUCAAAGUUGUCAAAGAACCAAUGUCUGUAAUAGACAGGAUAACUUUUCAAGAUGAUGAUUUAGACAUCAUUGAAGAAAAAAUCGCCAGUUUGGAGGGCACUAAAAGUACAACUAAAAAUGAUUUAUUUGAAGACAAACCAUUUUUAAAACGGAAAUUUUUAGAAUCUAAUUCUUUGCCAAGAAUAAUAGAAAACAAUAAAAUAAAAAAUGAACCUAUUAAUGUGCUAGAUGGUGAUGAAAUCAUUCAAAUUUCCGACAGCGACACAGAAAAUAACUUUAAACAACCUGAAACAGUACUAAGAAAAAAACCAAAAUUAGAGCCAGUAUCUGAAGAGCCCCAUAAAGAAACAUGUAUGCAUAACAAAAAUGAAACCAAUUUAAAUCAUAAAGGACUGAAGUUGGCAAUAGGCAAUGGGGAUUCUCGCAGGGAUUUUAUUGAAACUAACUUUAAUCCAAAAACUCCAAACUGUGAUCAACCCAAUGAAUUUCCUCAAAAAGAAAAUAUACAAAUCAAGAAUGAAAUAAAAACUGAUAAUGAGUAUUUAGAAUUUGAAGCUUUCAAUGUAAAACAAGAAUAUUCAGGAUAUGAUGAAGCUAUUGAAAUUGAUAGCGACAGUGACAGUGAAUCAGAACAUUGGUACUUGAGAUUGUCACAGAGCUCUCCAGGUAAACCAUUUAUGAAAAUGCCAGAGAAAAUGGACAAUAAACCAGAAGAUAGCUCUUACAGCCAAAUGGAUGAUGGUCUCGACUGUAGUGCCUAUUUAAACAAUGAAAAUGAAUAUUUAGAUGAAGCUAUAUCUAUACCACCUCAACCACCUGAUGCUGAUAAUGAAUUAUCAGAAGCUGUUGCUGAAAUACUUUAUGAAAGCAAUCAAACUGCUCAAAAUAGUUCUAAAGCUCAAAUACAUGAAGUUGAUCUUAUGGGAAAUCUUUCACAUUCUAGAAGUCCACCUAGUUCUGGUAAAGAUGAAAUUGAUGGAUAUUGUACAAAAGAAGCACUCCAUGUGACUACAACUGCUACUACCAAGGUUUUAGAACCUCCUGGAGGGAAAAAAGCACAAAUGAUUGAACCUCUACACCAAGUGAAAAGAAAAAUAAGUCUUAGUACAAAAACAAGUCUCUCUACAAAAACAAUUCAAAACAUAGAAACAAAACAACCCACUAAAACCAGUGAGAAUGAAAGCAAAGCAACUGCUAAACCAGAAAGUAAAUCAAAAAGAUCUUCCAAGCAUGAUAAAAAAACAAAACACACUUCAAAAUCCCAUAUAACUAAUUCACAAAAAGAAGAACGGAAAAGAAAAUUAAAGGAAAUUGCUCAGAAAGGUAAAGAAGAACCUGAGCCAGUUUCUUCCCAUCAAGAAGAUAAAUCUACGAAGUCAGUGUCUCAUAUAAAAGUUACAUCUUCAACCAGACAAGCAUUUUUAACCGAUGAACUAAUUGGAAAACCAAUUAAGAGAAAAGAAAGUCCACCAAAAACAAAAACAGACAAAACAAAGAAAGGCAGUGCAUCCCCAGAAGAUAAAAAUAAAUCUAUGGAUAAAACUAAUGAUGUUGAACAUAGAACCAAAUUAGAAGAGAAAUCUAAAAAAGACAAAACCAAAAAACAAAGUGUGUCCCCAAAAGAAGUCCAGGAAAAUAAAUCUACAGAACAAAUGAAUGAUGUUGAACAUAGCACCAAAUUACAAGAAAAGUCUAACAAAAAGGAAAGUAAACAUUCCAACAACAAAACUAUACACAGUCCAAAAGAUCCCAAAUGCAAUGGCAUUUCAAAAAGUAGUAAAUCAGAUUCAAAAACAUCAUUAAAGAUAUUGAAACCAUCGAUAGAAAAUGUUAAUUCAAAGACACAAGAUUUAAUUGAAAAGAAAAAGAAACGGACUGUCCGUUUUUCGGAAGCACCACCAGAAGUGCAUUAUUUCACAAUUGAGGAUGGAAAUAAGAUGAAGAAAACUAGUUUAGCCCAAACGAAUUUAGGGGUCACCAGACAAAUGCCCUGUCUUUCUCUAGAAAGAACUACUCUGAUGAAAAUCUUGCGAUGGAAUCCUCACUGGUUAGAGGAGCAAAUAAACAAUAAUGACCCACCACCAAUACUGGGGCAUAGUAAUCCACCUUUAGCUGUCUUCCAGUCAUUUAGCAACCACAACCAAUAUGUGCAGUUAAUUGGAGAUUUACUACUAAUGGAAAUUUGGGAAUGUUUAACAAUAGCUUAUAUGAAACUGCGUAAUCAAGAUGUUGGUAUAAGAAUGGUCAUUGCGUCGUUACCACCUGCACCCACUCAAGAGAGAAUUUUUGAUACUUUUAAUAUCAGUGUUGAUGUUUCAAUGCCUACUUCCGAGACAAGGAAUAUGCCCAGGGUUGGCGAAAUAUUACUUGUUACAUUCGGACCAGAGAGUGUGAGGCAUCAAAGGUUCUUCUUUGUACACCAUAUCAGAUGUCUUCCAUCACCACAAAGUAACAGAAAUUCCUUUUAUAACAUAACUCUGCAAGCCACAUACAGUGAGAAAAUGCAGUUGUUGAAACAAGGUGAACCUAUGACAGCGAUUAGGUUGGCUUACAUCAAUAAAGAGCUGUCGCUGUUCGAAUCGAUGGCGUAUAUGGCAGGCUCGCCGCUCAGCGAGGCCAUCUUGCGGCCGGAGCCGCGCCACUUUAUGAGGAGACACCAUCCUGGCGUGAAUAUUACAAAUCCGUGGACGAUAACUCUAAACCCGAGUCAAUACGCGGCGGUGGAAUCGUCAGUGUCGGCGGCCAUGGGCGAUCGGCCCUGCAUACAGAUGGUGCAAGGGCCGCCUGGGACAGGAAAAUCCAGCGUGAUAUGUUCUAUAGUGAUGUCGUACUUUUAUGAUGAACACCGGAGCAAGCAACAGAACCGAGGAAAGAUUUUAAUUUGCGCGACGAGCAACGCCGCCGUCGACGAACUGGUUAUUAGAUUGCUCAACAUAAGACAAACAUUGCCGAACGACGAUAGGUUCGGCAUGGUGCGCGUGGGGCGGGCAGAGAUGAUGCACCAGCGCGCGUGUGACGUCAGCUCGCAGUAGCUGGUUUAGGAGAAAAAUAUUUUUAACUGUAUCUUCACAGCAUAGAGUUAAAA
This is a messenger RNA of Ostrinia nubilalis (European corn borer), 3483 nucleotides long. RefSeq lists its product as uncharacterized. The coding region runs from base 77 to 3430 and encodes 1117 amino acids. The record is from RefSeq and is a predicted model, not a curated record. The transcript has 9 exons. Lineage: Eukaryota; Metazoa; Arthropoda; Insecta; Lepidoptera; Crambidae. Gene Ontology annotation, molecular function: helicase activity; protein binding.